Molecule: messenger RNA, 1004 nt
Organism: Saccostrea cuccullata (small rock oyster)
Lineage: Eukaryota; Metazoa; Mollusca; Bivalvia; Ostreida; Ostreidae
Exons: 8
Coding region: 58-960 (300 amino acids)
Source: RefSeq, a predicted model, not a curated record
UAAGAUAUGAAAACUUGUCUAACAUAAAGAUAUCACUUCUGAGAGGGGUAGGACGCUAUGAUGAUUCUACUGUACGCUUUUAUAUUAAUCAUCUCUACUUCAGAAGCCGUCAAACGAGAAUGGGCUUCGGGAGUUACAGCAUUUUCGUCACAGUACACCUCAACAAGCUACUCAGCAAAGCAGAUAUUGGGAAAACCGAAUGUUUAUCCUACAUAUAGUGUUAAUGCACUGGCAUGGAUGCCGAGGAGUUUUGAUGCAAAUCAAUACAUAGAGUUGAAAUUUCCGGAAAAGAUUUGGUUAACUCAUGUUAACAUAUACGAAACUUAUAAUGCUGGAGCUGUCACGAGAAUAUUGGCGAAAAACGAAGAAAAACGAUGGAUUGAAAUCUUUAGGGCUCCAUAUGCACAUUUAGUCAAGAAGUCAAGGAUAUUUUCCCCCCAGAUUAAAAGAGUGGACUUCCCUGUAAAUGAGCUGAGAAUAGAAGUUGAUUGUACUGUCUCUGGCACUUAUGUAGCUAUUGACGCAGUUGAAAUAGUUGGAGGUGGUUGUCCUAGACGGUUUAGAAAACUCUGGGAUUCUUGUUAUCUCAUCAGGAAAGCUAGAGUGUCGGCAGACAUGGCGUUCGUCAACUGUUUAGAGGCUGGUGGGUAUUUGGCCAACUUUGAAACUCUUGAAGAGGCUAUGCGAAUGAAAAAAUUUCUAAAGAAAAUGGGCAGAGGAAGUAACUUCUAUGUUGGGGGAAGAAAUGUUAACAGAAGAAAGCCCGGGGGAGAUUGGAGAUGGAUUAAGCACGGACAAAUGACUAAGAUGAAAUAUUAUGCAUUUGCUGCCAACGAGCCUAAUGGAUCUGACAAGUCACCUCAAGACUGCAUGUUCUUCUAUGCAAGAAGCCGCUACUCCUUCCACAAUAUCUAUUGUGAUAAUGGUUCACAUCUUAGUGGCUAUAUCUGCGAAGCCUGAAAAUUAUCAAUUGAUUUAUAAUGCAAUAAAUUGAAAGCAUCUUA